AUGGAGCAGGAAGUUACUGACAUUCAUAUGGAGAAGGAUCCAGAAGGUGUCAUAAUUUACUCAAAUGGUGUCUCCCACGAUAAAAGUUACAAAAGUGCAAGCUACCAAGAUGACGUACUACCAUUUGAACAAAUUAAUCCCAACCCAGAACUGGAUGAUGCAUCGAAAGAGGAUGCUGAACUAAAGGAGUGUCAAAUAAAGGAAUGCAAUUCUGAGAAGUCGGUUGAGAUCAGUAAACUUUGCCAAGUUGAAGAAGGUGAUGCCAACGAUCUUCCAAGCUCAAAUGUUGAUAUUAACAUGAUAAAGGAGGAUGCAAAAUCUGAAGGCUGUAAAAUAACAGCUCACGAGAAGAGAUCAAGGACCUCUGGAAAAUUUGCUACAAAGUCGGCAGCUGGAAAUUGUAAAACAAAAUGCUCUGUUCCACAGCCAUUUGCUCUGGCAACUGAAAAGCGUGCUUUAUAUGGUACUCACCCUUAUGGGGAAGAGUUCGAUAAACCAUCUAAUGUUGACAGUUUGCUGCAGCCAAGUGCUGCAAAGCUGAAUCAGCUAGUCUUGCCUAUUGUACCAAGGAAGCCAUUGCAACCUAAUAACAAGAAACAUCCAGAUGAUGAUAACUAUUCAGUUGCUUCCACAACUGUGGCAUCAGCAAGAAAGUUCAGGACAACUGUUGCAUCAGCCCCAACCUUCAGGUGCAAUGACCGUGCAGAGAGAAGAAAAGAGUUUUAUACAAAAUUAGAGGAGAAACAUCAAGCACUGGAGGCAGAGAAAACUCAAUGUGAGGCAAGGACAAAGGAAGAGACUGAAGCAGCAAUCAAGCAACUAAGGAAGAGUUUGGCGUUUAAAGCAAGCCCGAUGCCAAGCUUCUACCAUGAGGGACCUCCACCAAAGGUCGAACUGAAAAAGAUACCUCCUACUCGAGCAAAAUCACCAAAGUUGGGCAGAAGGAAGAACUUCAGUGACUUGGGAGCUUUGGACAUAGGGAUUCAAGGUCAUCGAGGUUUCACCAUUUACAGAGACAUUCCUCAAAUACUUCCCGCAAACAGGAAAAAUGGGAUCAAUGUCCAGAAUGGUACUGCUUCCUGCAAAACUAAAAAACAACCCCAACAUGAUUGA
This is a messenger RNA of Fraxinus pennsylvanica, 1113 nucleotides long. NCBI's taxonomy places the organism in Eukaryota, Viridiplantae, Streptophyta, Magnoliopsida, Lamiales, Oleaceae. The record is from the annotation of a GenBank genome assembly.